UCAUCUUUCUUAGACCGAUCACGCGCAUCACGACGAAAGACUUUGAAAACCACACCUCCCUCCAUUUCUAAAAUUCGCGUCAAUCAUGAGUACUCCACACGAGCCAGCUGAACCAAUUGCCGACGGCGUCAUUGCUACUGCUAAACAGGCAUGGGGAGACCUGUUCAAGUGGAAGCAGCGCGUCCUCGUGACCAACGAGUAUGGUGAGACCCGUACUGAGUGGCAGGCCCCAGACCGGCUUCAAAAUCCCAUCAGUUUGUGCCUUCAACUCAGCGCACGAGACUGGUUGUUUUUCAUCGUGGGUUUUGUUGCAUGGACUGCAGAUGCCUUUGACUUUCAUGCGUUGUCCAUCCAGACCGUCAAGUUAUCCAAGUACUAUGGUCGCUCCAAAACAGAUGUCACAACAGCAAUUACCCUCACUCUGCUCCUGAGGAGUGUUGGAGCAGCCUUCUUUGGUUUGGCUGGUGACAAAUUUGGUCGCAAGUGGCCGAUGGUUAUCAACAUGAUGGUUCUCGGAGCGCUGCAGAUCGCGACAAUUUACAGUCAGACCUUUCAGCAGUUCCUGGCAGUUCGAAGUCUUUUCGGUCUGUUUAUGGGUGGUGUGUAUGGGAAUGCAAUUGCCAUGGCUUUGGAACAUUGCCCCGUCAACGCUCGUGGCCUGAUGUCCGGCAUCUUACAGCAAGGAUACUCUCUGGGCUAUGUAUUGGCAGCAUGCGCCAAUCUCGGAGUUGGCGGAUCAACGGACAGCUGGAAAACCGUCUUCUGGAUCGCAGCCGGCAUCUCCAUCGGCGUCGGUGUCAUUCGCAUCUUCUUCCCCGAAUCGAAGCAAUUCAUCGAAGCCAAAAAAGCCGGCAAAGUCUCCGCCGACCCAGGAGUCUUCUGGCACGAAACCAAGAAAAUGCUCGCCCAAGAAUGGAAAAUGUGCAUCUACUGCGUGAUCCUCAUGACCUGGUUCAACUACUACUCCCACACCUCCCAAGACAGCUACACAACCUUCAUGCUCACCCAAAAAGACCUCAACAACGCCGCCGCCUCCCGCGCCUCCAUCCUCAUGAAAACCGGCGCCUGCGUCGGCGGUACCAUAAUCGGCUACCUGUCUCAAUUUUUUGGCCGACGUCGCGCAAUCAUCGUCGCCGCCCUCAUCUCCGCGAUCCUCAUCCCAGCAUGGAUCCUCCCCGAAGGUGAGCGCUCCCUUAGCGCAUCGGGCUUCUUUCUACAAUUCUUUGUCCAGGGCGCGUGGGGCGUUAUCCCUAUUCAUUUGAAUGAGUUGUCGCCGCCGGCGUUUCGGUCUUCGUUUCCGGGAAUCACAUACCAAGUAGGAAACAUGAUCUCCUCUCCGUCCGCACAAAUCGUCAACGCGAUCGCCGAGAAAACCUUCGUCGAGUCGCCGUCUGGGAAACAAGCCCCUGCGUAUGGACCCGUUAUGGGCGUGGCGACGGCGAUUAUUGCCACUGGGAUUAUUGUGACGACUGCUUUUGGGCCCGAGAAGAGAGGGAGAAGGUUUGAGAGUGUUGUUGCGGGGGUGAAGGAGGAGGAUCCUGUUGGGGAGAAGGAGAAGGGGUUGGAUGGUGAUGGUGAUGGUGAUGGGGAUCUUGAGGUUGGGUCGGAGGCGGGCAGGAAGGAGGAGGUUAGUAAGGUUUGAGAAAGGUUGGAAAUUUUGUGGGAUGGGAUCUGGGGGAGAUGGAGGAUUGAAAGAUGGAGGGAUGAAAAUACGGAUCGCUUGCGUUGCUUGGUCGCACUGUGCCAUGAUGCUGGGGUUUUAUAGUAGGCCAAGACUGCUGAUUUGCAGGGUUACUUUAAAAAGAUCUACUCUACAACAAGACAAGGCGUGCAUCAGGACUGUACAGUCAAGGUGUUUUAUU
Aspergillus sclerotioniger CBS 115572 is the source of this 1862-nucleotide messenger RNA. RefSeq names its product carboxylic acid transport protein. Gene Ontology annotation, biological process: transmembrane transport; carboxylic acid transport. Gene Ontology annotation, cellular component: plasma membrane. Gene Ontology annotation, molecular function: carboxylic acid transmembrane transporter activity. The coding region runs from base 86 to 1642 and encodes 518 amino acids. The transcript is spliced from 5 exons. The record is from RefSeq and is a predicted model, not a curated record. NCBI's taxonomy places the organism in Eukaryota, Fungi, Ascomycota, Eurotiomycetes, Eurotiales, Aspergillaceae.